AUGGACACUGCCGACAUUCAGGGAAAGCUGCUGGCCUACUUCAACCAGCUCAGCCCCGAAGCCCGCGACCGCCUCCUAGCCAGUGCCCCUGCCCAGGAGACACAGCCUCAACCCGCCUCAGGUUCAGGCAAUGCCCAGCCGGGACAGACACUGCCCACCAAGGCCCCGCCACCGGUGGUCACUGGCCAAGCCCAAGCCCAAUCGCCUGAAUCGGGCUCGACGCCCAAUCCAGCCCCGGAUGCCUCAGCCUCGUCCUUGCUCGCAGACGAGCUAGCCGAUAUGAAGAAGUCAGCCUCCACCCGCCGCGGGCAAAAGGCGAAAGCCCUCACACGCAAAGAUUGGGACUUCAUCGACCCAGCCCAAGGCCUCUCCUGGUCGCCCGACCAGAUCCGCCGAGCCCAUGGGGAUGGCCGCGUCAUUCCCAGCCUAGUUUUCAGCUUGCCGAGACAAGCCCAUCUGCCCAGCCCGGCCCACUGCCCUCGGUCUCCGAGACCCGCCCAGCCCGACAUCCAAGAGGAUGAGGCCCUCAACACGCCCUUGCCCAGAAGCUCCAGCGACGAGGACAGCCCUGUGAUCGAGGAGGUCAUAGGUUUCGGGGGCGUGCCUAUUGCCAUGCCCAAGAUUGUCAGCCCAUGGCCGCCCAAGCAGCCCAAAGCACCUGCGCCCGCAGAACCACAGGUGCCGCCAGCCCCUCCUGCCAAGAGUACCCCGCCCAGCCCGGGGCAGAGCUUGCCCUCCGAGCCCACCAGCAAGGCUGACCCGCCAGCCAAUGCCGUCUCGGUGGACUGGGACUCCUUCUGGUUCAAUGUCGAGGAAGAGUUCAUGGCAGCCCAGCCCAAAGGUCCUCCCUCCUGCCCACCGCCCGCACAACCGCCUCAGCAGACCCAAGAAUCCCAUCAGCCGCCGGGAACCAAGGCCCCGCCGCCGCCUAUGCCGCAGGAGCCAGAACCAGCCCACAAAAAGAUCAAAUGCUCCGUCUUCGGAGCGGAUGGCUGGAUCCUCAGGAAGGACCAGAGGGGUCGGGUGCACAUCACAGAAGCCGACUACGCCAGCCUAGUCGCCCAUGCCGACCAGGGAGAAGCCAACACCUCGCCUCCCACUGCCCAAGAGCAGACGGACUCGCAGAACGCCCAGACCCAGGAUGACUUCACGGACCUACUCGGCCUAGGGCAAGACUCCUCGGAUCGAGGCCUCCGCAACCCCUUCCCGAACCCACUGCGCACAGGAGGGGACUUCCGGCCCAAGGCAACCAGUGCCAGGUCCAUGCCCUGCCCACACUUGCUGAUUACGCCCAACGCCGACAGACGCUACCGAGGCACCCUCAUCAUGCCCAGUGUGUCCCUACCAGAUACUUUCAAUCUGGCGCCCCACCUUCUCAAGGUCUUCUACGUGGACCAUCGAGAACGCCUACGAUGCAUGCGCCCAUGCUCAACACGCCCACACUGCCCCUUCGGCCUCGUGUGUGCACAGAUUAUGUCGGACAGCGACAGUGAGCAUUUGGAUCACCUGUGCAGCCGCUGCGUGGAGUUUCGCAGAGCCCACGAAGACCCAUGGGGCUGGUUCCAUGCCUACGCGCCUUAA
This is a messenger RNA of Symbiodinium natans, 1581 nucleotides long. NCBI's taxonomy places the organism in Eukaryota, Dinophyceae, Suessiales, Symbiodiniaceae. The record is from the annotation of a GenBank genome assembly.